CCUCAUCUUCCUUCAUCCACAGAAUCAAUAUGGCUAUUCCAGUACCCUGUACACGUUUUAGUGAUAACUACGAAUUAAAGGAAGAACUCGGAAAAGGUGCAUUUUCGAUUGUAAGAAGAUGUGUUCAAAAGCAAAGUGGAUUAGAAUUUGCUGCAAAAAUUAUAAAUACGAAAAAACUGUCUGCAAGAGAUUUUCAGAAACUGGAACGUGAAGCAAGAAUCUGUCGUAAACUGAAUCACCAAAAUAUAGUUCGGCUGCAUGAUAGUAUACAAGAAGAAGGUUAUCACUACUUAAUUUUUGAUUUAGUUACUGGAGGAGAACUGUUUGAAGACAUUGUAGCCAGAGAAUAUUAUAGUGAAGCUGAUGCGAGCCACUGCAUACAACAGAUACUUGAAAGUGUUCACCAUUGUCAUAUGAAAAGUAUUGUGCAUAGAGAUCUUAAGCCUGAAAAUCUAUUAUUAGCAAGUAAAGCAAAAGGUGCUGCUGUCAAGCUUGCAGAUUUUGGCCUGGCAAUUGAAGUGCAGGGGGAGUUACAAGCUUGGUAUGGUUUCGCUGGAACUCCUGGUUAUCUUUCACCUGAAGUGCUUAAGAAAGAUCCUUAUGGAAAGCCUGUUGAUAUAUGGGCAUGCGGUGUUAUACUAUAUAUCUUACUAGUUGGGUAUCCUCCAUUUUGGGAUGAAGAUCAGCAUAAAUUGUAUGCACAAAUCAAAGCUGGAGCUUAUGAUUACCCUUCUCCAGAAUGGGACACAGUCACCCCAGAAGCAAAAAAUCUCAUAAAUAGUAUGUUAACAGUUAAUCCCGAUAAAAGAAUUACAGCAUUAGAAGCAUUAAAACACCCAUGGGUUUGUCAAAGAGAAAGAGUUGCAUCUACACUUCAUAGGCAAGAGACUGUUGAUUGCUUGAAGAAAUUCAAUGCUAGGAGAAAGUUGAAAGGUGCCAUUCUAACUACCAUGUUAGCGACAAGAAAUUUUUCUAAUCGUAGCAUGGUAAAUAAGAAAUCCGAUGGUGGGUCACAAGUAAAGGAAUCAACAGACAGUAAUGCCACAUUGGAGGAAGAUGAUGUUAGAGCUUUAAAGAGUACUAAUGGAAUCAUUGAUCCUCGUAAACAAGAAGUUAUCAAAUUAACAGAACAGUUGGUAGAUGCUGUGAAUAGUGGUGACUACGAUGGUUAUUCAAAAUUUUGUGAUCCUCAUAUGACAGCCUUUGAACCAGAAGCUUUAGGUAAUUUGGUCGAAGGAAUGGAUUUCCACAAGUUUUACUUUGAUAAUGUUUUAGGUAAAAAUAGUAAAACAUUAAAGAGCACGAUAUUGAAUCCUUCAGUUCAUCUAAUGGGAGAUGAUGCAGCCUGUAUAGCAUACAUAAGACUCACACAAUACAUGGAUAAGACGGGGAUGGCACACACGCAGCAGUCCGAAGAAACAAGGGUGUGGUGUAAGAAGGACGGGAAGUGGCAAAACGUGCAUUUUCAUAGAUCCGGCUCUGCCUCAUCUCCAUUCACCGCAGUUCACAAGUAGAAAUGUUAAAGAACAAAGACGCUCUUUGAUUGCAGACAUGAGUGACUCAAAAUAGCUGUCUUAAUCAGUGAAAUCACCCCACCUUGGCAUCAACAGUCUGACUGUCUUUACAACAAUCCCAUUCAAAUCUUUUUACUCGGUUGUUCUGUCGCUAAUGGAGAUGGGUGAAUUAAAUGCCAUUUGUGCAGCUACAUGGUGUUGUGGAGGAAAAUCACUGAAGCAUGGCAUGGAAGCUGUGAUUCUUUGUUUUGAUGGAAGAAAUGUUUUCAUCAAAUAUUUAUUUGAAUAUGUUUUUUUGUAAUGUUUUACAUUUCUAGCUAUAUAAGUGAAUGAGGUGUAUAGUUAAAUGUAUCAAAUUGUUUUGUUUCAUUGAUAGGAUCCAUUUUAGGGAAUGUUUUCAAAAAAUACUGUUUUAUUCUUAUAUCAAAUUUUUCUAUUGCAUUAUGUUUCAGGAGUCAGUUAAGAUAUGAAUCGAGUAACAUCACAAAAGUUCUGUUUUAAAAAUGUUGUUGCGAAAUUUCAUUCAUGAAACAUAACCUACAUGACAUUCAUCGAAUUGUAUCUUAGUUUCAUUUUUCAUGAAAAUGAAUGCAUUGGAUAUUAUAAGGGUUUUUUUUUUUUUAGUUGAUGCAUCGAAUUAUCACUGUGUAAUUUCUAAAAUCACCACUUUAACUAAUUCAAAAAAAUUAUUAUUUUUAUUGAGAUCAUGUUUUCAUUUAAAAAAUUCAAGCCUUUUUUUUUUCUGAAAACCUGUAUGGACCUCUGAUGUAUUUAUUGCAUCUUCUUUCUUACGUUUGUAUUGAAUAAUCCUUACAUAAUAAUUUAAUAUAAUACAUCAUUGUCAAAGCAUUUCUAAGGUAUGUAUUACAUGAUUUUGUUCUUCAUGUGAUAUAUUCAAUGUUGUGGCAAAACAAGGUAUGCAUACACAGAUGCUUACAUGUAAAUAUACUAAAUUAUGUUUGAAAUAAUAUAUUUUCUAUUUUAUUCAAAAAAAAAAUCUAUUUGUUUUAAACUACUUAGAUGAUCAAAUAAUUUUAUAUUACUAGACUGACUAAUGAAAAUAUAUCAAUUUUUACAAUUAGGUAGAAAGAACUUCAAUAAUAAGCUAUUUAUUGUUAAAAUAAUCUUAACCUGUCACCUAUUUAAAUGACCUAAAAUUCUGAAUGCCUACAGAAAAUCAAAAUGUUAGUUGUGAACUACAAUUUAUUUCAAUAUUGUUAUUCAUUUGUUUUUAAUAUAUUUACAUAUUAACGUUUAUUUUAUUCACAAAAUAUGUGUACAGAUUUUUUUUAAUUGGAUAAUUUGUUGCUUUUCACUAAUAUUUCUCAUUACAGCUGAUUACUAAUUAGUACUAAUUAGUAAAUUCUUGUGCUGUCCAAUCUCUUGUGUAUCAUCUGUGCUAUGUGUGCCAUUUUUUCCCUACAUUUUUAAUGUUGAUGUAAAUCCUAUAAAACAUGCCUUAUUGGGGGGGAAAAAAGUUAAUUCAAAAAUCAGUUCCAUGUCUUGAAAAAAAUAUUUUCUUAGGGAAAUAACAAAAUAAAUAAUUUACGUGUAAGAAUAGGUAAAAAUGCUAUCUGUGCCAACCUCUUUUCAAUUCCAAAUUAUCAUUGAACUAAAUUCUGUGAAGUGUUUAAAACUUAUACAUUAUUUAUUCAUUUCAAAUUUAAUCGUUUGAUUGAAAUAUUUUUUAUUUUGAUGUGGGUUGUUUUGUUCUAGAUUCAGUGUUUUACACUACCGAGGGUUUUGGAUCUUUGUAACUUUGUUCAAAUUGAAGCCAAAGAAAUAAUUAUUUGUAAAAUUAAUAAAUUCUGCACUUAUCCAGUCUAUGGGAUGCACUGCAAUUUAUCAAAGUAGAAUAAUGAAAAAUACUUGGAUUGGUUAAAUGCUCAUUUUAAUAAUAUUUUUUCGAUGAAAUUGGAAAGACUGCAUUAGAAAAUUAAAAAAUACAUCAAUGUUUGUAGCCUUCCACAAGUUCACUACUACUACUAGUAAAAUAAUGUGUGAUUUUCGUAUUCAAUGGGCUCAAAACAGUGUUAUAAUUGAUACCUGUAAUAAAUACAAUUGUUUCAUUUUCUUAAAAUUACAUAUUCUUUGUUGCAGAUCACUUUGCAUAAAUUAUAGUUUUAGCCAGUAAAAAGUGGGCUAGUUGUAGAGAAAAUUGUUGAGUUUGAAGGUGCAUCUUAUAAACCGGGACAUAACUGUAUGCUUUUGCAUCUUUAGGAUUGUUUACCUCAUGAGUAAUUUCAAAGGAUGCAAAUGUUCUAUCCUAUUCUUCGUAAAAAUUGUGUCAAAAAUCUUUUUUUUUUUUUUUUUUCAAUUCUGUUGAAUUUUUUUUCUUUGGCAAACUUGAAAUUAAACCCAUGUGUUCAACAUCACUUUUUAUGAACAUAAACGUUUUUUUUUUUUGGUUGCUUAUUACUUUUUUGUUGGCAUGAAAAAGUAGAUUAAAUAUUGGUUUCAGCUAAUGAGUGUCACAGAUGCAAUUUUACCCAUCAUUACAACAAUUGUUAAUUGAAGAAAAUUAAGUCCUGGCAUAAGUUCUGAAUAAGUGGGUAUUAACUCAGACCUGCCUUUAAAAAAAUUUUGAGUUUCAAUGUCUAGUCAUUUAAAAUAUGUUAUUUACAUUUCUAAACAUUUUCCAACGAUAGGUGAAAAGUUUUUUAAUUACUGAUGCAGGGGCGGACUGGGUCCCACAAGAGGGCGCCAAACUUGGCCUCCAAAGGGCGCAAAAAAAAGAAAGAAAGGAAAAGAAAAGAAACAAUGGUACACAAGUUUACGAAUUUAAAGAAAAAAUUUUAAAAAGCGAAAGAAAAUCGUACAGGUUUGUUAGAGGAAAAAAAAGGAAAUUGCACCAAAAUAUUUUUUAAAUAAAUUAAUUAAAAGAAAUUUAAAAAAACUUUUUUUAAAUUAAAAAAAAAGAUGUUCAGGCUUGAGGGUCAUUGGCCGGUGGGCCGGUCCGCCCCUGUACUGUGUAUAUCAUUAUGUACAAUGCCAUAUAUAUCAAUUUAUUUUAUGUUGAAUUUAAUUUUCAAUUUUUUUAAAUAAAUAUUUUAUUUAAAUUUACUUUACACAGUGCUAUGUAUAUGCAUUUAAAUAUUUUAACUUGUGGUGCUUUUUGAAUUAUUGCAUCUCAGGGAAAUUCUUUUAUUUCUGUAGGCAGGUCUGUUUAUGAUCAAGCUUUAAACGCUCUGUGCAUAUAGGGGUGCUAUUCUUGGAAUAAUACUUUCAUUUCUUAACUAGCAGCCAGCUUAGGCUUUUAAAGAGUUUUCUGAAUUUUUAUGGAACAAAGUAUGUUACGUGGAACAAAAUAGAUUAAUGAACAAAAUUUGCUGUUUGAACAAAAUGCAUUAUGUCAUGAAUGUGCGUGAAAUCACACAUGGAUAGUUUUCAUAAUAAAACUUAGCUUUGCUAUAAAUAUUGGAAAAUAUUUAUAACUAAUCUGUUUCUCGGAUUGUUGCAAGUUGUUGAAUCUUAACCUUUAGCGAAAUAUAAAAUAAAUAACUGCAGAUGGUCGAGUUGCAUUGAAAGGCAUGAAUAGCUGAAUGUUAGCACUUUACAAACUUGAAUGCUUUGAAUUUAUUGCUAUAAUAACUAAAUUUCAUGUGUGUGAUUUCAAGCAUCCAUGUUUAUUUUGUCUUGUGAUAUUAAGCAUAAUUAAACUUAAGUGUUCAAUGUUGAUUUAAGAAAUAUUUAAAGUGUUCGCUUUUACAGCUUUAAUACAAAACUGCUUUUUCAUAAGCAUGUCUUGUAUUGAAUUCAAAAUAAUUUUCUAUGCAAAAGCACCAAAAAAGAGCAAAAAGGCUAUUUUGGAAAUCACUGCUUGUUUACAAUGUAUAAAGCAAAUUUUCAAUAUAUUAUUGUAUUUUUAUUCUAUACUGUGCCUAUAUUGCAGUGGCUCCUAGGUUUUUAAAUGACAGAACUCUCACUAAAGCUUUCUUUCUCAUGAAGUUGUUCUACAUUGACCCCCCCCCCCCCACCACCACCAUUUUUAUCCCUUAAAAUUCUUCCUUACAAAAAUGUCUUUGUAUUUCAUAAAAUAGAGGUGAAAACCUGUAUUUUUAUUUCUUCUUUCCAUAUUGAAACUAAAUGAAACUUAAGGCUUUUUAAAAAGUAAACAGCAGUUUACUUGUUGGGAUUUUUUUUUUAAAUGAAAAAGGUAAAAAUGUGUUUAAUGAUUUAUAUAAUGUUUCUUUUUUUUUUCCGCAAAAGUUGCUGAUUUCGUAUCCACUGCUAGAAAAGAAAGCCAUAGGCAUUGGUGAAAGUCCAUAGGCAUUGGUGAAAAUUUGUUCACUUUUCUGUGCUUAUUCUUUUUCAAACAUCACUACAUUGAUUAUAAUUUAUUUCAAGACAUUUGAUGUUCUUCAUAUUUUUAUUUUAUUACUAGAAAGUCGCCCAUCAAGGUAUGUCGGGUGAAAAUUGCUUUUACAUUUGAGCGAAGCCAUUGCCUGUUUGGUGAUGUUUUGAUACUUGAAAUUGUAACUUUAACUCUAGUGGAUUAACCCUGAUUUCCAGUAGGUAGCAUUCAUUGUUGACCAUUUUUUUUCAUUUCUUCAUUGCAAUGAAUUGACACAGUCUUAACAGUAAAGCCGUUAAGUUGCCUGAUUGAGUUCAGCCUUGUCAUAAUAAAACCUUUCCCUGCAUGUUAAACAUUACCAAAACAUAUUAUCAAAUUAUCAUGUCGUGGCUCGAGUUUCAUUGUUGAAGCACUCGGGUUACUCGAUCAUUGGCUAUUAUUUAAAUGGAUUUAUUUAUGACAUGGAUUUUUCUUUUGUUUAUUUUUACUUAAACAAGUGAAAUACUUCGAAGAACGGUCAGCCGCUUCUCUGAACCAGUGUUUGAAAAUUUCUCUUACAGAUUCUUUUUCAAACCAUAGCCGCCAUUCUUUCAUUUCCACUUCUUUUACAUUUUCGCAAAAUCGCUUAAUAGUUUCCUGAUUUUCCUGGUUACUCGAUCAUCGCUCUUAUUUAUAUGAGGAUAUUGUGGGACUUCUGUGAAUUUUUUCCUUUUGUAAAACAAUCUGGGGGCCACUGUUGUCUCAUCAUGAACCUGUAUGUAUUAGCACCACUAACACAUGAACCUUGUAUAAAUGUAUAGUUGAUUUUUUUCUAUGUUUUCCCCUCCAUUCUGCCUUGCUGCUUGGUAGUGCUGCGUAGGGGUGGAGUCACUGGUGAUGUACACACACACAAGGCAGCUCUCUUUUGAAGAUUUGGAUGGCAUAUGAAAUAAUUGGUGUGGCAUUGGAUUUCAGCCAGUGGACACCUCCCUUUCAAAUUUUUCUGGAUUCUGAAAUUACUUGGCACAUGCUCCCGUAGCGAGGACUUUGUGCCUACCGUUCCUCAUUCUAUAUCUCUUCUUGAUGUCUAUUUUCGUCGACUACGGAAUCACCUCUUUGCCGGCCGAGCGAUUCCCGGCUGAGCGAGAUAUUAUGAUGUGCAUUCGUUGAUAGACUUUGCUCAAAUGAGUUUGCCCUCAAUGAGCAUUUGUAUGUAGUUGCAAAGCUCUUAUUCAUAGACUGCUAUCAGAUUUUUUAAACCUUGUUAUCUAGUCACUCAACACGGUAACUUUGUUAUGUUCAUGCAUGUUUUUGUGAUCUGAUUUUUUUUCCUUAAACUUCUGUCUCAUAAAACAAUUUCAAGAACUCCCAAGUUUAUAUCAUGACAUAAAAGAUAUUUUUCUCAUUAGAGGGUGUUAAAGAGAAAUUUAAAGCUUUGUGUGCUAGACACAAGCUCACUUUCCUUGAGUUUUUAGUUUUGUAUAAUUUAGUUUUGUAGAAAUAUUGUGUUUACUCAUGUGUUAGUUGCCCUUGCUUUAUAGUCACAAGUUAAAUCUAUAAAAUCAACCUAAGCACAAAAAUGACAAAUUUCUUAAUAUUAAUUUUAUCAGCUGAUUUUCAUAACAAGGAUAUUGUUUUGUUUCCUAGUUGCAUGUUAGAUUUGAGCCACAAAGUUACAGUCUUAAUCAGUCUGUAUUUCUCAUUAAAUAGUUCAUCAGUUAUUUAUGCUGAUGGAACUAAAGGUUCCUUUUUUUAACUUUCAGUUAAAGUGAUGCUGGAGAAAAUUGUCCUUCACAACACAGAUCUCAGAAUUUUUUGAAGCAAUGAUUCCCGGGCUUUGGUAGAAAACUUGUAAAUAAUUUGCCGUAAUUUGUUAACUCAUACUAUUUGUUAGCAGGAAAUGGAAAUUAUAUUCAUGAAGUAAUAUAUUAUAAUAAAUACAUAUAUUAUUAUCAAUUUUGUGAAAAAUUUCUAAUUUGGACAAAUUCUGCACAAGGAAAAUGAAAAAUUAAAUUUAAGAUAAAUGAAAAAAUGUCCUUAAAAAAUAUUUUAAAAAAAAACUUGAAUUUGACAAUAGAACUUCCACAAACAUAACUUAAUCUGUUACUGGUUGCAAUUUUUACUAUAUAGUUUUCAUGUACCAGUAUUUUUUUUUCCUACUUGAGCGUAGAUGAGUCUGUGUGAUGGAUUUAAUUGCAAAAUAGUCUCUUUUGAAGUUUUGCUUUAAAAGAAAAGUGCAGCAAAUAUGUGAGUAAACACAAUACUAUUCCUACAGAAACAAAAUUAUGUUUUCAAAAGUAAAUAAUUCUUUCCUUCAGAGACUGAAUUUGAGAAAAUAACAAAAAUCUAUGAUGGUGACGGUAUGUGCAAUAAAAAAGCAACAAAUAGUUUUCAGUUUUAACAUUUUAGAGAUGAUCUCAUCUUAAAAAUGAAAUAGUUCUCAAAAUUUCUUCACGCUUAACUUACAUUUUAUUACAUUUUUUUUUUAAUGCUAGCACUCUCUGGAAAUUUCGUGAGACUGGCAUGAAGUAGUUUUCAAAAUUUCUUCAUACUUGAUUUUUAUCUUAUUUUUGAAAAUAUCUAUUAAUAUUUUUUAAUGAUAGUACCAGCUGCGGAAUGUUUCACACUUACAUGUUUCAGUACUGAUGAAAGAUCAGGUGAAAUGCUGAAAUUUCUCAGUCUAUAAAAUAGGUUUUAAAAUUUAUUUGAUUUUGUAUAGGAACAAAAUAAAUAUGCAAGGUUUUAUUAUAACUGUUUUUCAGUCAAAAAAAAAAGAAAAAGAAAUUUUAAUAGCAUAAUUUACAAUAUUUUGCCACUUAUUUUAAGCUUUCACCAGCAAUAGUAAGCUUCCUUCUGAAAUCUCUAAAUGUAAAACUUAAUGAUUUUAAUUACUUUCUGGAUCUUUGAUCAAUAAAAUAUAACUUUCUCGGUAUAUUCUAUAAAUUGUGUUUGCUUUGUCAGAAGUAUAGUUUUUUAAGGUGUUAAAGAGUAUGUUAAAAAAAAAAUGACUUUUUUUUUUAAUAUUUUUAAACCAUGAAACUUAUUUUCAAAACGUUUAUAAUUUUCCUAUUUGCUUUCUGGACUAGAGAAUAUUAGCUGAUCUUCAUGUCAUGCGCUAUUGACAGUUAAACCAUUUAUUCUAAAUGCUCAAAAUAGUAGGGCUUCACAAGUAUGCCCAUAAAUAGCUGGGCAACAAAGCCAAAAAAAAUGUCUUGAAUCCAAUUUUUAUAUGAGGAUCAUCUGCAUCAGGUUCAAACACCCAAACAACUGCAUCCUCUGCUUUACCCUCUAUCUAAUGAGAAUUUAGCUUCUCAAAUUAAUACUUAUGGUCAUGAAAAAGUUUGGGAAUUAUUGGAUAUGAGUUGUCAUAAGUAAUAUUUUCUCCCCUUUAUAGAAUUUCAUUUUUUUUUAAAUGCAGAUUUUUGUACAUUUUAUUAAAAUUAAUAAAUUGAUAAAAUGGUGAUAUGUUUGCCCUUUGCACACUGCCUUAUUAUUCUAGAAGUGAUUAGUAUCUAUUCAGCAUUUCAAAUGCUGGUUUGUAUAAUUCCAUAAUUAUAAAGAUUCAUAAAAUGUCUUACAAAUAAGCUUAAUGGUUUAGUUUGCUUAGUUAUUCAAGUCUCAAACAUUGUUGCUUUUAAUGGUAAUCUUUCAGAAAUUUUGCAUCAAUCUUGCAAAUUUACUAAGCCUUCAGCAGUAAAACUUUUUUCUCUUCUUGUAAAUGUAUAUGAAACUGUAAUAUUUUGUACAAUAUAAAUGCAUGGUGAUUCUAUUUGUAAAUGUUGUAGUCAUAGUGAUGCGAGCUAUACCUUUUUUAACCAUGUUAUUUCAAUGUUCAUGGUUUAAAAUUUGUUCAAAUCAAUAGCAGCAAGUCU
Molecule: messenger RNA, 9659 nt
Organism: Uloborus diversus
Lineage: Eukaryota; Metazoa; Arthropoda; Arachnida; Araneae; Uloboridae
Product: calcium/calmodulin-dependent protein kinase type II alpha chain-like
Exons: 18
Coding region: 30-1514 (494 amino acids)
Biological process (GO): protein phosphorylation
Cellular component (GO): cytoplasm; neuron projection
Molecular function (GO): calcium/calmodulin-dependent protein kinase activity; calmodulin binding; ATP binding
Source: RefSeq, a predicted model, not a curated record